UGUGCGUCUCCACACGCGUUUUAAAAGCAGUGUCAUGUCUUCUACUAACGUGUUUUUCACUCAGUUUCUUUUGCUUUUCUGUGUCGUUUUAUUCUCCGUUACUGAUUCAGAGGAAUGCGAAGUGUGUGUACAUUUCCUGGAGCGCCUUUACACCUCACUAGUUGUGCGGCACACAGAGCUCUCCCCAGAGCUGGUGGAGGAGGGUCUCAUCAGAACGUGUGCUGGGGCGACAGGAAAAGAGAACAGAUUAUGUUAUUACCUCGGCGCCUCGAGUGAUGCGGCGGCCAAAGUGACCGGUGAGGUGAGCCGCCCCCUCAGUGCUCACGUUCCUGUCCACAAAAUCUGCCAGAGACUUCAACGCAGAGAUGGCCAGAUCUGUGAGCUUAGAUACGAACAUCCGGUGCUGGACUGGAGCAGGGAUGCUUUGUCUAAAAUGCGAGUUCUGGAGCUGAGAAGGGUCUUGGCCUCGUGGGGGGAGGAAUGCAGAGCCUGUCUGGAGAAGAGUGAAUUUAUAGAUCUCAUCCAGGAGGUGGCCCCCAAACAUAGCACAGCGCAGCACAGAAGGCACGCAGAGGAGUUCUGAGGGCCUCCUCGUGCAGCAGCAUGCUGAGGACACACAGCUGUGAUGAGAGGGCCUCCUGGUGCAGCUCCAUGCUGGAGCCUGUUUUAGGAGGGGCUUCUUGAGCAGCUGCGCUCCGGGACACUUUUGAUAUUGCACUGAGGUUCCUUUUAAUCCUGUUCAUAAUAUUAGUUACGAUUGGCUAUUGUGCAGUAUGUGCACACUUCCCCAGCGUCUCAUUGUUCUGUACUGCCGUAAGCAUUUUAACUUAUUAGUUCCGAUUAAUAGUUUCUCACAGAGAUGCUGGCUGGUUCACAAAUACAGCUUUUUGAUUUUAAAGGUGACGAGAGGUUGGCUUUAAAGGGAUAGUUCACCCCCAAAAAAUGAAAAUCACGCCAUAAUUGAUCAACGGUGGCACCCAAUUCACUUCUAUUGUAUGGACAGCAAACCAAUGCAAGUCAAUGAAUGCUGAACAUUCUUCAAAAUAUCUUCUUUUGUCUUGAGUAAAUGAUGUUUUGGGUAAAUUGUCAAUUUAAAACCACAACUCCAUGCCUAUUCGUACUGGUAAGAAUAUGUCCGUACCUAUUUCACCCCAAAACCCGAAGAAAGAAUGGAGAAAUCAUCCUUUGCUUGAAGAAAUUAAAGCCUAUUUUAAGACCACAUCAUUUGCACCUCAAGCCCAUUUCUAAAAGAAGAAAAAACGGCCGUUGCAAGGCUGUGAUGAAAAAUAAAUAAAUAAAAAUGGGCUUCAUUUUUAAGCACAAAUUUUCCCACCCGUGUAUGUGUCACUUUCUAUUUCGGUGCUAAGAUCUGCCCGUCCGUGACUUCGUGUUAACAUGCAGACGCAUACGUGUGCGAGGGCACGUACAGACGUAUGACAUAAUUGCGUGUCACUACCCUGACCUCUCGUGAGGAUGGCAUUGUUGUGACGAUCCGUCCAUACACAUGUCGAACAAAGGACGCCCACGCGACCUUGCUGAUGUUUGCAUCUGGCGCGUUGCCAUGGCGACCACGCAACCUUUCAUUCGCCUGCUGCUUUCAUAAAAACUUUGUCAG
Triplophysa dalaica is the source of this 1615-nucleotide messenger RNA. It is a transcript of the gene cdnf, whose product is annotated as cerebral dopamine neurotrophic factor. Gene Ontology annotation, biological process: dopaminergic neuron differentiation; neuron projection development. Gene Ontology annotation, cellular component: endoplasmic reticulum. Lineage: Eukaryota; Metazoa; Chordata; Actinopteri; Cypriniformes; Nemacheilidae. The record is from RefSeq and is a predicted model, not a curated record. Bases 35 to 583 code for a protein of 182 amino acids. The transcript is spliced from 4 exons.